AUGAUUGGGAAGGCUCUAAAGAAUGACGGGAAGCUGUCCCUGGAGGAGUUUCAAGCCUUUUUUUCUGACGGGACGCUCAACGAGGAGGAACUCGAGAAGCUCUUUCACACCAUUGACUCGGACAACACCAACAACGUGGACACGAAGGAGCUGUGCGACUAUUUUGCCGAUCAUAUGGGAGACUAUGAAGACGUCUUGGCCUCACUGGAGACACUGAACCUCUCCAUCCUGAAGGCGAUGGACUAUACCAAACGGGUGUAUGAAAGUGGCAGCAACGUGGACCAGUUUGUGACCCGCUUCCUGCUGAAGGAGACGGCCAACCAGACCCAGUCGCUGCUGAGCUCCGUGGAGAGCGCCGUCGAUGCCAUCGACGAGCAAACCAACCCCACCAGGCACUGCCACAGCACAGCUGCCCAGGGGCUGAUGGACGCCUGGCACGAGAGCCCCGUGCCCAGCUACGCCCCCAGCAGCCGGCUGGCGCCCAGGGAGCACGGGAGAGGCUUCCAGCUGGGUUCCCCCGCGGCCAAGGAGGAAGGGCUGGAAGGGCAAAUCAACAGGCUAGCCGAGCUCAUCGGCCGCCUGGAGGACAAGACGCUCUGGUUCGACUUGCACCAGCGGCUGUCGGACAGCGAGAGCGCCGCCUGCACGUACCUGCUCCUGGUGCGGGCCGAGAUGACGGUGGCGCACAAGCACCUGGGCGAGUUCUGCAGCUCCCUGAAGCAGUACCUGAAGAGCGUGGCCGGGGAGCGGGACUGCUUCCACGUGACCGCCGUGAAGCUGCCGGACGGCGUCACCUUCAUCGUCUACGAGUUCUGGGAGACCGAAGAGGACUGGAAGAGGCACCUGCAGAGCGCCGCCUGCAAGGGCUUCCAGCACGUCAAGGUGGACACGCUGAGCCAGCCCGAAGCCGUGUCCAGCGUCGCCGUGCCGGCCGCCUGGUGCGCUCUGAGCCGGGAGUGAGCUCGCCGCGGGGGAGGCGGCGGCGGCGGCGGCCCCGGCGCUUCGGGGCCCGCGCUCCUUCCCGCCCGCCGCCGAGGACGGGUCGCCCGCCUUCUGCGAUGGCCGUGCUGGGAUCGUGGUGCCGGGGGCGCCCCGCGGUGAGCGCCGGAGGCGUAAGCGGGGGCCCUUUGGCACGAAGGAAGCCUCCGUCUCGCUGCCGAACGGGGCGCGAAGCGGGGGAGCGGCGCGUAUGGGGGUGAAGCCUAGCCGCCUCGUGUGCGCCGCCGCUGCCGCUCUGCGCCUCUCGCUCCCGGUCGCGCGCGCGCACGCGGCACGGCGCGUUCGCGAGGCGAGUCCGUCCGGAGGCUUUCUGAAUAUCACCACGUCACGUAUUUAUUAGCAGCUGUACAGUAGAGCAACGGAGACGCUGAAUAAAGAUGCGAUGGGA
Rhea pennata is the source of this 1387-nucleotide messenger RNA. It is a transcript of the gene NECAB2, whose product is annotated as N-terminal EF-hand calcium binding protein 2. Gene Ontology annotation, biological process: regulation of amyloid precursor protein biosynthetic process. Bases 1 to 960 code for a protein of 319 amino acids. Gene Ontology annotation, cellular component: cytoplasm. NCBI's taxonomy places the organism in Eukaryota, Metazoa, Chordata, Aves, Rheiformes, Rheidae. Gene Ontology annotation, molecular function: calcium ion binding. The transcript is spliced from 12 exons. The record is from RefSeq and is a predicted model, not a curated record.